AUGGAUGAACGAUUUCACAAGGAGGAUCCGUUUGGAGUCAAGAAGGAUUCACAGAGUCAUGCAAGCUCGAUUCCAACAGGUUACCGGGAAGAACACAAAAGAGUUGUGUGCAUGCCACAUCCAACAAUUCCAGGAAAAACCAUAAGGUAUCGGCUGUGUUACACAAAGAAUGGAGACAUUGCAGAGGCAGAUGUUUUAAGAAUUGAAGUAUCUUAUGGGCUUGAGAGCCUGGCAAGCUGGAUCAGAAAGAUCCUCGAAUUCCACAAAUUCAAAAGAUUAUUAGUCUAUGUGAAGUACGGAGAGCUUCUGAAGCUCAAUGAUGAAGUAGAAAGGAUCGGCAAAGACCUAUUCACAUACAAUUACAAAUUCAAGUUUGGAUUUAUUCCCGAUAGUUAUGAGGAAUCAGAGUAUGUACUGUUAUACGAUAUAGAAGGGAUAAAAAAAGGUGAGCAUUACGGAUGA
Molecule: messenger RNA, 462 nt
Organism: Ordospora colligata OC4
Lineage: Eukaryota; Fungi; Microsporidia; Ordosporidae
Exons: 1
Coding region: 1-462 (153 amino acids)
Source: RefSeq, a predicted model, not a curated record